AUGAAUGAUCAAAUAGUAAUGUACUCAGACCUGCCUCAUGCCCAGAAGUCAAAAAGGUCGCAAAUCAAACCUAAGGACACAAAUAGCUCCAUUUCAAUCAGUGAGCAGGAACUAACUUACGUGGAAUUAAAUCUUCACAAUGCUCCUCAGCAUCUCCAAAAUAGUGACAAGAAUUUCCACUGCAAAGGUAACCCAUCCUCUCCAGGGAAGCUCAUUGCUGGGAUCCUGGGAAUCAUCUGCCUGGUCUUGAUGGCCAGUGUAAUAAUCGUGAAAGUCACAGUUACUACUUCUUUCAAAUCAAAUACUGUAAUAGCUGUUCAAACACUGGAACAGAACAAUUCUCAAAUAACAAGCACCCAGAAAGAUUGUGGUCCUUGUCCAGAGGGCUGGUUUUCCUAUUCCCACAAUUGUUAUUAUAUUAGCGAUGAAAGAAAAAGCUGGAAUGAGAGUCAGAAGGCCUGUGUUUCUAUGGCAUCUAAUCUGCUUUACAUAGAUAAUGAAGAAGAAAUGAAAUUAAUGAUGUCUCUAUCAUUUGUUUCAUGGAUUGGACUCUCUCGUAAAAGCAGUGAUUAUCCAUGGUUAUGGAUAGAUGGCUCAAUUUUCAUAUGUCUGGAAAUAGAACCAUCAAAUGCUGCAUAUAAUUGUGCUAUGCUAGUCGAACAUGGGCCACAGUCAGACAACUGUGAAACUUCAAAAAAAUACAUUUGUAAGCAUGGAUUUUGA
Orycteropus afer afer is the source of this 723-nucleotide messenger RNA. NCBI's taxonomy places the organism in Eukaryota, Metazoa, Chordata, Mammalia, Tubulidentata, Orycteropodidae. The record is from RefSeq and is a predicted model, not a curated record.